This is a messenger RNA of Gilbertella persicaria, 595 nucleotides long. RefSeq lists its product as uncharacterized. NCBI's taxonomy places the organism in Eukaryota, Fungi, Mucoromycota, Mucoromycetes, Mucorales, Choanephoraceae. The record is from RefSeq and is a predicted model, not a curated record. The coding region runs from base 138 to 527 and encodes 129 amino acids. The transcript has a single exon.
GGUACCAAUUUAUAUAUAGGGACUGUUUUUAUUAAGGCAGCCAUUGAUUCGAUUUUAUCAUAACCUCGACUUUGGCAUGCGAAUGAGCCCAACCGAGCAUAUGACAAAAUCGGGGUCUGACUGUAUUUUAGACGACGAUGCAGCGUAAAGAUAGUAAUAAUAAUUCUAUGGAACAAGGGAUAUAUAUGUUCACACUUCCGUUGAAAUUGGGAUCAUCGCUUGACAAGAAAGUACCUCCAGAUGCCCUACCGAUUUCAUUAUCAAGAUAUCAGAUGUUGCGGUUGCGUUUUGUUGCUCCAAUUGCCUUAGUUGUCACUAAAGAAUGUUUGUUUUCCUUCGUACUUCAUUUCGUUCAGUACAAUGCUUUCGGCAACUUUAAAAAUUGCCUUAAGGUCUGUUUCUGUUUUCAAGCAGGCGUUUGUUUGAAUGGAGUCAAUUAUACUAAACAUAUGUUUACAUUUUUAGUUUUACUGCCUUAUUCAAAUGAUGAUCUAUUGCAAUUCUUUUUUUCUCUUUUUAAAAAGUAGCCCAAGCAGAGACAUAACAAAAAGUGAGGCUUAUGUCUCGUAAAAAAAAAGAAAGGAAUGAACUAACC